CAGAUUUGGGCUCUUAUGGAUCGUUUCCAGUUCGAUCUGGGCACCGGUCCUGUUCUGUGCUCUCUCCCUCAGGACAAGGAUUGCAGGAAGGAGAUCCCCACACAGCAAUCUCCUCCUCACUCUCUGGGCAAUUCGGGCAGCUCUCAGCCCAGGGCUGGCCCCAGCCUGGCCCAGGGCACCCGCAGUGUCCCCACACAGACCUCGGGGUGCCCCCUGGGCUCCUGUGACAGCUGCUCCAGCGCCCAGGCCAGCCUGCGGGAGGUGGGCAGAGCCAUCACCAGCCUCUGCCAGAGCCAGAACAUCCCCUCGGCCCUCAGCAAAUUCCAGGGGGUGCUGGAGGACAGCACGGGGAGAAGGAGCCUCUCUGCGACAGAGCUGAGCUACUGGGCCGCAGAGCAGAGCAAGGAUCUCUCCCGGAUCAACAAACACCUCCAGGAGCUGCUGCAGCAGCUGAACCCGGUGAAGGCUGAGCUGGAAGAGGUGGGGAAACAGAAGGAGGAGCUGAGGAAGCAGGUGGAGGACUUUUCCCGGAAGCUGCAAGUGGAGAGGGAGACCCAAGUGCAGCAGCAGAGGAAGGCAGAGCAGAGCCUGAAAGCCAAGGACAAGGAGCAUUUGGAGGCUGUGGCCAGGCUGGAGCAGGAUAAGGAUGAUCUAAGGAGAGGUACAGAGCUGUUCCCAGCAUUCCCUCCCAGGCCUGGGGGUAUGUGCAGGAGAAGCACAGAGUUCAUGGGCAAAUUUGGGCCCCACCACCAGGAGCAGGGCUUUUGCCAUAGAUUUUUGUAGGUGCUGGGGGAUUUU
Molecule: messenger RNA, 798 nt
Organism: Manacus vitellinus (golden-collared manakin)
Lineage: Eukaryota; Metazoa; Chordata; Aves; Passeriformes; Pipridae
Product: coiled-coil domain-containing protein 157-like
Exons: 1
Coding region: 16-783 (255 amino acids)
Source: RefSeq, a predicted model, not a curated record